Striga asiatica is the source of this 516-nucleotide messenger RNA. NCBI's taxonomy places the organism in Eukaryota, Viridiplantae, Streptophyta, Magnoliopsida, Lamiales, Orobanchaceae. The record is from the annotation of a GenBank genome assembly.
AUGGCUAAAUUCAUGGUGAGCUCCUUCUUUUCUGCUCUCACUUUGUUCGCAUUUUUCAUAGGAAGCUCCAUGGCCGAGGAGUUUGUGGUCGGCGGGAAGGACGGCUGGCGGCAACCGGCCGCCAACGAGGCCGAAAUGUACGUUCUCUGGGCCGCCGCCUUGAGAUUCCAAGUCGGAGAUUCUCUUCGUUUUCGGUAUAAAAACGACACGGUUGUGGCCGUGGACAAGUGGGGUUACUAUCACUGCAACUCUAGCCACGCGACAGUUGUGUUCAACAACGGGAACACGGUAAUCGAUCUAAAGCUGCCCGGCCCAGUUUAUUUCAUAAGCGGCGACCCAAAUCACUGCAAAAACGGGCAACGAGUGAUGGUUGAUGUGAUGGAUAUUAACCCGGCGGGUCAAACCCAACCCGGAGACGAGUCCCCUGCACCCUCACCCAAUUGCUCUGACUUUGUUGACCCACAAUUGCUCUUUUGUUAUGUGGUCCUUCUUGUUGCUUCUAUUAAUCAUAUAUAG